Molecule: messenger RNA, 1497 nt
Organism: Fomitopsis serialis
Lineage: Eukaryota; Fungi; Basidiomycota; Agaricomycetes; Polyporales; Fomitopsidaceae
Exons: 7
Coding region: 177-1418 (413 amino acids)
Source: RefSeq, a predicted model, not a curated record
GAAACAAAGCACAAGGUAGACCGUGACGGCCGUUGUUGUAUCCUGUCUCCCGACGUCGAACCUCUUCGUUGGGCAAUCACCAAAAGCCCAGGGUGAUACUCCCCCAAGUUCCACUCCUACGACGACUCGGGACGUUUGCACAAAUUGCAGUCAGACCCGGAUUCAGAAGCGACGCCAUGAGCGCUACUACAUUGCAUAUCCAUUACCGAGGCCAAAAGAUCCGGACAAUGAAGGACGAUAAGCAGCCCGUCUCUGUGUUCCUCGACGCUUUCAUUAGCGAUGACCUGAAGACACUUGGGUUUCCUGUCCUUGAUGAUUGCAUUUGUAAGGGGUUGUCCGGACUAGCGGUGUGCACGUGGAGGACCGAGCGGGACUUGGACCUGAAAGCACGUAUCUCCAUCGCCUUCGACGCAAUCGAUGCUGAUUUCUUACCCGAGCUUAGUAUUUCUAUGGUAGGCUUGAAGGCGGAGGGUAGAUGCCAAUAUAUCACUGCACCGGGCGUGAAGGGCCCGUCUAUGGCGACACAGAAAUUAACCGCUGCGACUACUCGGUCGGUACAUCCAGCUUCGACUGGCAGAAUCCAGAGUGCACCAAGAACCUACGCUCUAUCGAGGAUGGCCCCGUUGCCCAUCGGUCCACCCACCAGCGCGGCUUUCUCACGAAAAGCACAUUUCGACGAUACAUCGCAACGGUUCGAUAGCCCCCGCAACCCCUUAGCAAACGCACACUCUGGCUUGGCGACGCACACAACUCGGAUGGAAGGAGCCAGUCCGCAGCCCGUCGCGGAAGCAGGCCCGUCGACCAGAAUCAAAGUAGAGGAGAAGGAGAAGAGCGAUGGCAUGGCCCUUCGAGCACCGACCCCUCCUAAGCAAUCAUACGCAGCCACUACCCACGGCACCGAGCGCACCUCUCCGCAGACCCCCAUGUCCAGAGCGUCGUCUUCUCCGCGGGCGCACCCUUCUAUCCUGUCGACCUGGAGCGCCGCAUCGAGCAUGAGCUCUGUGAUGCCCGGAGACAGCGUCGGCAACCUGACACGCGAGGUGUGGGACGUAAGACGAGAGCUCUCCGCCCUCGUCGCCCGGGAGGACCGCCUUGUACGGGACCUAGAACGGUUGGGAGCGCGUCCCGUGCCAGAGCCUUCAAUGGCCCCCAGGCCCGCGGAAGUGCGCAAGACGAUGGACGACGAGGCCAGCGGCCUCCGCGCGCGACUGGAGGCCGAGUCGGAGGCGAGGAGGGCGGCGGAGUCCGCGGUUCAGCAAGAGCGGCGGCGGCGCGAGGCUGCGGAGUGGGCCGUGGCGGACGUUCGCCGAGAAUGCAGCGGGCCGUUCGUCGUACCGGCGCUCAUGGACGCGUUCGUGGAGAUAUCGCGCCUCAGCGGAGACGCUCUCGUCGCCGCAGAUUAUGGGGCGGGACCCUGAGGUGUCCGGUUGCAAGUAACAUCCUAUCUAUAUUUAAGUAUGUAUUCACGCGCACGGUUCGCUGUAUGGGAGUAUGCAU